Exophiala spinifera is the source of this 609-nucleotide messenger RNA. RefSeq lists its product as uncharacterized. NCBI's taxonomy places the organism in Eukaryota, Fungi, Ascomycota, Eurotiomycetes, Chaetothyriales, Herpotrichiellaceae. Bases 1 to 609 code for a protein of 202 amino acids. Gene Ontology annotation, biological process: DNA replication. The record is from RefSeq and is a predicted model, not a curated record. The transcript is spliced from 2 exons.
AUGCCUCGCCUAUUUGAAGAAGGGGGAGAGGACAGUAGCUUGCGGAAAGGACAAAAAAACAUCAAUGUCGUCAAACCUGUCACUGCUAAGCGACCCGUCCCCUACCGUGCAACGACUAACGCGUGGGACGGAUUUCGAACGACCGGCCAAAGAUUCCUCCUUACUUACUCGCAACUAAGGUUGGAGACCUUCAAAAUAUCAGAACUUGGCCAGCACCUAAUGUCACUCUUCAACAACCCUGUUACGUGUGUCCUUGCAGCUAAAGAGAAACAUAAAGAUGGCGGGGACCACGUACACAUUUAUUUGGAUGUCGGAAUAGAAGUUCAGAUCCAGGGUUCCCGCUUUUUCGACUAUUGCCAACGUCACCCGCACAUCAAGGCCAUAACAAAGACGCCGCAUCGAGCCGCUGCCUACGUCAUGAAAGACGAAAAGGUCUUCUUCAGGCAUGGAGAAGUUCCCGGAAAAAGAGUCGUCAGUUUAUGUCAGCAGGGCACCACCAGCAAGCACAGUUUCGAGCGCAGACGACAUGGGCUUGUUGCGUUGGGCGGAAGUUCCACCGUCUCUAUGGAGAUGCUGAACAAAGAUAUCGAACGUUUGACGCUCAACUGA